Molecule: messenger RNA, 2481 nt
Organism: Microthlaspi erraticum
Lineage: Eukaryota; Viridiplantae; Streptophyta; Magnoliopsida; Brassicales; Brassicaceae
Source: the annotation of a GenBank genome assembly
AUGGAGAGAAGAAGAUCGAAACCGGUUCAGGAUUUGCCGGAGACAAUCCAUUCGUUGCUCGGUUUGAAAUCUAAUUUGACUUCAGCUUGGGUUGAAUCUGUGUGCAACAUCGCCAAGAAGGUUUCUUCAACGUCGAAGGAAGAAGACGACUCUGUUUUCAUCGACGAACAGAGCAUUAGAGAUCAACUCUCUGCACUAACAGUUCAAGUAAAUGAUCAGAACAAACGAAGAAGACAGAUUCUUAACGAGUUUUUGGACCUUAAAGGGAACAUUCGUGUGUUUUGUCGAGUCAAACCCUUAGACUCGAAAAACUUGAGAGCACCGGUUGCUUCUGACACAAGAAACGUUAUCAUCAAGUUAACAGAAACCAAGAGGAAAACAUACAACUUCGACAGCGUUUUCCAACCUGAUUCAUCACAAGAUGAUGUGUUCUUAGAGAUCGAACCAGUAAUCAAAUCGGUUAUCGAUGGCUACAACGCUUGCAUUUUCGCGUAUGGACAAACCGGUACUGGGAAAACGUUUACAAUGGAGGGUCUUCCGGAUUCUCCAGGAAUCGUACCUCGAGCUAUCAAGGGAUUGUUUAAACAGGUUGAGGAAAGCAACCAUAAGUUUGUAAUCAAGUUUAGUAUGCUUGAGAUUUACAUGGGAAAUCUCAGAGACUUGCUUCUUUCUCAAGCAACUAAACACAAUCCAAUACCUCCAAGCCUUCUGAUUCACACAGACGCAAAGGGAGAGAUAGAUAUCGAGAACUUGGUGACUAUUAAAGUGAAGGACUUUAACGAAGUCUUCAAGUUAUACAAAGUAGGUUGUCGAAACAGAGCAACUGCCUACACUAACUCUAACUCUGCAUCCAGCAGAUCACACUGUAUGAUCCGUGUAUCGGUCACUUGUCCUGGAGCUCCUGAGAGACGGCGUGAAACAAACAAGAUUUGGCUAGUGGAUCUUGGAGGAAGCGAGCGUGUGUUGAAAACCAGAGCCACUGGUCGUCGUUUUGAUGAAGGCAAAGCCAUUAAUCUCUCGUUAUCUGCUCUCGGAGAUGUCAUCAACUCUCUUCAACGCAAGAAUGCUCACAUUCCUUACAGGAACAGCAAGCUCACACAAGUUCUGAAAGACUCUCUCGGGCUGGAUUCUAAAACCUUGAUGCUUGUCCAUAUAAGCCCAAAAGAAGAUGAUCUGUGUGAAACCAUAUGCUCUUUAAACUUCGCAACGAGGGCAAAGAACAUCCACUUAGGGCAAGACGAAUCACCGGAAGAACAAGAGAAAAAGGAGGCUGUGAUGGCGAAUCUGCAGACUUUGAUGGAGAAGAUCGAACAAGAGCGUGAGUUAGCGUUAAGGGAGAUGAGGAUUCUAAACGAGACACUGGAGAAACUCUGUGGUAAGCCUCAUGUUAUUGAAGAAGAGAAAGAGGAUGUGAUCAGAGAAGAGAUUCAAGUUACUCCAAAGGUACCAAGAAGGAAAUCAAGACGUGCUUCAGAUGUUUUCCCAAGCUUCAUGAGACCAACAGCUAGUAGCAACAGGAGAUUAUCAUCAGGUACAGACUUUGGUGUAAUCGCCAACACUCCAGGCUUUUCUAGAAGGAACUCAAUGGUAUCCGUCCGAGCUGAAUCUGUGCGUCUUCCCGUGAAGAAGAAAGGAUAUGAUUCUAUGUGUGACUCAUCGGAGAAGAGCGUUUCCAAGUCAACGUGCGUUAGGCGUCUUAAUACAUCAGAUGAUGCAACAACGGUUUAUAGUCAGGACAUAUCUGAAUGUGAUAUCAAGCUGGUCGUCUCUGAGCAGAAGCCAAAAGUAAUGGAGAUGGGACCUGGAUCUGCGAAAAAACCCGGUUCCAAGAUCGGUGUCUUUCAGAAAGAUGCUAACCAGAAAAAGGGUGGGACAGAGUUUUCAAGGAUUAACAGCUGGCUUCGUUCGCAAUCGGAAAACAGGAGUUGCUUGCUUGACAAGGAACAACUUCCUUGUGGUCUAGGCUUUGAAAAACUGGAAGAUAUUGAGGAGUAUAAGACAGAGGAGAGAGGGUUUAAACCUACGCGGAUGCUUAAUGAUCUGUUUGAGCUGCAAAGUCUUUGUUCUCCCGAAACAGAGGAUCAGAUUCUGUCCAAAUACCCAAAUCCUGGCUACGACGACGAGGAAUCUCUGUACCCUCCAAGUUUAGAGAACGAUGGACUUAGCCAACACAUAGACAAUGCAUGGUUUGGAGUUGAUCAAAGCGCGGGUAGGGAGAAAGAUUCAUCGGCCUCGAUCUUGCUGCGCGAAUCGGAACUCAAACAGCUCUUCCCGGAUCAGUCACUCAAACCGAAAUCUCCUUUGGCGUUCACGGAAAAUGUAGCUCCACCAUUUCUUAGACCACAAGAAACCUUGGGAGAUAUAGGAAAAGCUCAUACGUUUAUGCAGAGGCUUAAGGCUCUAUUCUUCCGUGUUCUUCUGGGAUUAGGGCUUAUUGAUGUGGGCUAUGGGAAUGACUUCUUCAGCGGGUUAACGAAGUAG